Messenger RNA from Pseudovirgaria hyperparasitica, 1050 nucleotides. Its product is annotated as LexA/Signal peptidase. The transcript is spliced from 2 exons. The record is from RefSeq and is a predicted model, not a curated record. Gene Ontology annotation, cellular component: membrane; mitochondrial inner membrane peptidase complex. The coding region runs from base 422 to 1009 and encodes 195 amino acids. NCBI's taxonomy places the organism in Eukaryota, Fungi, Ascomycota, Dothideomycetes, Acrospermales, Acrospermaceae. Gene Ontology annotation, biological process: mitochondrial respiratory chain complex assembly. Gene Ontology annotation, molecular function: serine-type endopeptidase activity.
AAACAGUUGGAUGGUACCCAAGCGAUGCGUCGUUUACGUAACAACGCUUGAUAGAACAACCUUCGGCGGCAGAGGAUUGUGAAGGGAGACGCUCUGCACCGAGACCCUAGCAUAUAUGUACAUACUGUAGGCAUAAAUUGGAUUGGGUUCUUCUGUAAUCAGAGAAUGGGCGUCGGGAAUGAAACGUCACUAAAGACAGAUUAUGCCAAGAGGUCAAGGCGUGCAGACCUGACUCGAGAUUGCAGGUGAGGUGGACCCCUGGAGCUAAUAGGUACUCAUACUGUAGGGCUACUCGCUACCUUCCCAUUAGCCAUUCUUCUGCAGCCGUCGCGCAGAGGUCGACUGGAGAUCCAUAGCUGCACUGCGGAGAAGUUCGCGACCGUUGAACAAAGUGAAGCGCGCGCAAAGAAAGAGAUUCAGUAUGCCAAGUUUCCGACUCCCAUUCCUGCGAAAGAUGCCACAAAGCCUAAGCUGGUGCGAGAAGCGUACAUUUUUUUCUACCUUUGGUCUCGCCGCCGGCACCUUCGUCUUCCUCACCGACAACAUUGUAACUGUUCAAAGGGUCCGCGGCCGAUCCAUGGCCCCAUCUAUCUCCCCAGCGUACCAUGAGACAGGCAACCGAGACACUAUUCUACUGGAGAAACUUCUACCCGCACUGGAACUCCAGCGUGGAGAUAUCGUGAGCUUUUGGACGCCAAACCGCCCGGACCGCACGGCCAUCAAGCGUGUCAUUGCGACCGAAGGGGACAUUGUCUACCCACAAAGACGUCAUCCGCUCAAAAAGGUCGUCAUACCGCAUGGUCACGUUUGGGUAGAAGGGGACAAUCAUGAGCAAAACGCAUCUGUUGACAGCAAUGACUAUGGUCCUAUCUCUCUGAACCUCAUAGAUGGGAAGGCACGCGCUGUGGUGUGGCCGCCAAGUCGCAUGGGAGCCAUUGUAGACCGCCGUUCGAGGCGGACUCGUGUUGAGCCCGGCAAGUCUGAGAUGCCCCGAGAGUACGAGGAAUGAGGCAUAUCUGAUACAAAAGGGUCGCUGAAGCAGGUACGAUC